Molecule: messenger RNA, 627 nt
Organism: Astrephomene gubernaculifera
Lineage: Eukaryota; Viridiplantae; Chlorophyta; Chlorophyceae; Chlamydomonadales; Astrephomenaceae
Source: the annotation of a GenBank genome assembly
CCUGCGUCCACCUGCUGUCUAGUCUGUGGUGUACGCGACCUACGGCGGACUGGGGCCUUGCGCGGGUGACAAGCAAUAUGCCGUGGCAUGCACCGGGGUCGUGUGGCUCUGCCUGAAGGAAGAAGGGCCUGACGGUGUUCGCAUGUGGUUCAAUGUGGUUUGUCGCACCCACUGCAUGUUGUCAGCAAGGCGGAUGGCAACCUGCGCCCGAUCAUCGACCCUACCGCUUCGGGGGUGAACGACUGCAUGACCAAGCUCCCCUGCCCGCUGCCCGACCUCGCCUCAAUUCUGGAGCAUUUGCCGUUCCAAGGGGCGCUAGGCAAACGGGACCUCGCAUCUGGUUUCCACCACAUCAAGUGCAGCCCGGAAGCACGCCGGUACAUGGCCUUUAGGCAUCCCACCACGGAGGCAGUCCUGCGUUGGGUGGUGCUGCCCUUCGGCGCCAGCCAAUCGCCCCCAAUCUUUGUGGAGUUAACCAACGCCGCGUGUGCCAUCUUCCAAGCGGAGUGCGACCGGCGGGGGCUACGGGUCAAGCUCUUCUGCUUCGUCGACGACUACAUCAUCCUAGGGGUGACCCAUGCAGACGUCGUUGGCGCCUUCGCGGUCAUGGACGAAAUAGGUGGCGAG